CUUGGAAGGGAAUCAGAAAGAGUGGUUUGCAGUAAGAGAGGUGUUGUACAUGCAUGUACAUUGUAGAGAAUACAUCUUCAUAUACAUGUAUAUAUGAGUCCUUUCAUUGAGUAGGCAGUAGGUGUUUCAGUGAGCUGAAAAGAUUCUCAAGAAGGAAGACGAGUACACAGGGCCAAGAUGGGUUCCUUGUACCGUAGUGAGGGGAUGUGCCUGGCCCAGCUAUUCUUGCAGUCUGAGGCGGCCUAUGCAUGUGUAGCAGAGUUGGGAGAACUGGGUCUGGUCCAGUUUAGAGAUUUAAAUCCAGAUGUGAAUGCUUUCCAACGAAAAUUUGUCAACGAAGUGAGGCGGUGUGAUGAGAUGGAAAGGAAGCUACGAUAUCUUGAGAAGGAGAUCCUGAGAGCUGGUAUCCCUAUCUUGGAUACUGGAGAAAACCCUGACGCGCCUGCGCCGAGGGAGAUGAUUGAUCUAGAGGCCUGCUUUGAAAAGCUGGAGAAUGAACUAAAGGAAGUCAACACCAACCAAGAAGCACUCAAGAGGAACUUCUUGGAGCUGACUGAGCUCAAGCACAUCCUGCGCAAGACCCAGCACUUCUUUGAUGAGGCUGAAUUCCACCACCAGCAGAUGCACGAUGGUGACGGCAUGGAGGAAGCUCACAAGCUGCUAGGGGACGACGGACCCAUGAUUGGACGCACUAUGAGACUGGGAUUUGUUGCUGGGGUUAUCCAGCGUGAACGCAUCCACGCUUUUGAGCAGAUGUUGUGGCGUGUUUGCCGUGGCAACGUGUUCCUCCGUCAAGCUGAGAUCGAUACUGCCCUAGAGGAUCCAAGCACCGGAGAUCAAGUCCAGAAGUCUGUCUUCAUCAUCUUCUUUCAGGGAGACCAGCUCAAAAGCAGAGUCAAGAAGAUAUGUGAAGGGUUCCGUGCGACUCUAUACCCCUGCCAUGAGACUCAGGCAGAGCGAAGGGAGACGGCCAUUGGUGUCAUGACUAGGAUAGAGGAUCUACAAGUGGUCAUAAGCCAGACAGAUGAGCAUCGUCAGCGCGUCCUGGUCUCUGCUGCCAAGAACGUGCGGGUGUGGUUCAUCAAGGUACGCAAGCUCAAGGCCAUCUACCACACCCUCAAUCUCUUCAACCUGGACGUCACCCAGAAGUGCCUCAUCGCGGAAUGCUGGUGUCCAAUCACCGACUUGGACAAGAUCCAGAUGGCCCUCAGACGAGGCACUGAGAGAAGUGGCUCAACAGUUCCGUCCAUUCUGAAUCGCAUGGAGACCAGCGAAGACCCACCGACGUAUAACAAGGUCAACAAGUUCACCUCCUGCUUCCAGAGUCUGGUCGAUGCCUAUGGUGUUUGCACCUAUGGAGAGGUCAAUCCAGCUCCUUUCACGAUCAUCACCUAUCCGUUCCUCUUCUCCAUCAUGUUUGGGGAUCUCGGUCACGGCACGAUCAUGUUCCUCUUUGGACUGUGGCUGGUGUUGAGAGAGAAACAACUCCACGCCUCCCUAGCCAACCAUGAGAUGUUUGGCACUGUGUAUGGAGGAAGGUACGUACUGAUGAUGAUGGGCUUCUUCUCGAUCUACACUGGCUUUGUCUACAACGACUGCUUCUCCAAAUCAUUCAACAUUUUUGGAUCCACCUGGAACGUGUCUGCUGCAGAUUAUUCUCACGAACUAUUGGAACAGGACAUCUCCCUUGUCUUGGAUCCAAAGUUGACUUUCAAUGAAACAGACCCUUAUCCAUUUGGAGUAGAUCCAAUUUGGCAGCUGGCCUCCAAUAAGAUCAACUUCUUAAAUUCCUUCAAGAUGAAGAUGUCCGUCAUCUUUGGGAUUGGUCAGAUGUUGUUUGGAGUCAUUCUCAGUCUCUUCAACCACAUGCACUUCAAGAGGUCGAUCAAUAUCUGGUGCGAGUUUCUGCCCCAGUUGAUAUUCAUGCUCUCCAUCUUCGGCUAUCUGGUGUUUCUCAUCUUCUACAAGUGGCUCUUCAUCGAUGUUUGGAACAUGCAUAAUGCCCCCAGCCUCAUCCUCACCCUCAUCAAUAUGGGACUUCUGACUCCACCCGAUCCAGUCAUGUUCCCCGGUCAGGUGGAAAUCCAGAAGAUUUUGAUCAUCAUCGGUGUUGCAUGCAUCCCUUGGAUGUUGUUUCCUAAACCUAUAAUUAUGAAGUUACAGCACGACAAGAAAGUGAAGAAGGCUGUGAUGUAUCGUGACGUACGUAUGCUGUCGGGUAAGAGUGAGGAGACUGCCGAGGUACUGCAUCAUGAUGAACUAGAAGCAGAGACAAGCGGUGCCGCUCACAAUGCUUCAAAGGAUGAUGAUUUUGAUUUUGGUGAUACAUUCGUCUACCAAGCUAUCCACACCAUUGAGUACUGCCUUGGAUGUAUCUCACAUACAGCAUCUUAUCUACGACUCUGGGCUCUCAGCUUGGCUCACGCUGAGUUGUCUGAAGUGCUGUGGAACAUGAUGCUGGCUAUAGGUCUGAGGAUGAACGGGUAUGUGGGAGCGUUUGCAAUCUGGGCCAUCUUCGCUAUAUGGGGUGUCCUGACAAUCAGUAUCCUCCUCUUCAUGGAGGGACUGUCUGCCUUCCUUCAUACUCUGCGACUUCACUGGGUGGAAUUCCAGAGCAAGUUCUUCAAAGGAGAAGGAUACGCCUUCAUCCCGUUCUCCUUUGAUAUCAUCCUUCAGGCCGAGGAAGAGUAAAUCAUCGUCAUCAUCAUACAUCUCAAAUUCGUCCUAUCCCAAUAUAACUGUUCCCAAGCCCCAUAAGACACAGAUAACCUUGCAGCAGAAUUGCCAAAUCUUUCUGAAAACCAAUACUUAAAAUUACAAAUGUAAUCACUUGAUAUACUUUACUAUGAAAUACAUUCAGCAGGUGGCGUGUGUUUCUAAAUUUGUAUAGAUUGUCAUUACUAGAUCUUGACCUUUUAAAGUGAACUAUGAACCUGUAAAGAGUUCCAAGGAUGAAAGAAUUCAUCUGCUUGAUUUCCGACGUGAAUGUAUUGCAGCUGAACACCUGCAUUUUGAAUGAAUCAUACAUUUUAUUCAGAAAUGUAAAGAAAUCUGUGAACAUUGACAAAAUAACAUCUGUAACCCUGAUCCAUUUUGUAGAUCACUCCGUGUUUUACCAUACUUCUGAACCAAGCUAUGAUAGUUACCGACUAUUUCAAUAGCAUCACACCUUAAAGGCAGGGUAAUUUACAAGAUUGCUACCACUGCUUGAAUGUAUUUUCAAUUGCGCCAUCUCUUGGUAACGGCAUACAUAGAGCGAUUUUCCGUUUCCUGUAUCCAAGCAUCAUCACGCACGUGACAUCAGUCGGUGAUGCAUUAUGGGACUUGGCUGUUGAUACAUCGGGACAUUGUGAGCAGCAGAUGGCAGUAUAUAUAAAUCUAAAGAAGUGUCAGUAGAUAACCCUACCUUUAAAGUUACAUUUAUAUUUCGUACAGGACAAAUUUAGAGUGUAUUACGCUCUUUCACCACUAUUAUCUUUUUAUCUGUAACCAUUUGAUCAUUCUACAUUGUGUUGGUAAGAAUAUAGAUAUAUAUUUUGAUUAAUUGAUUAUAUAAUACAAAUGAGAUUAUACUAUAUUUAAAGAGAAUUUGAGAAGUAUUUAUGAUUUUUUUUCUUUGAAUUUGAAGCCAAAUGUUACGUCAGCAUUAUGUGUCUGGAGAAACUCCCCUAUGAAUUUCCUUUUCUUUUUUGUUUCAAACAUUAGAUCCUCACUAAUUAUGUGAACAAUCUGACAGUCUAUGUUUUAAAACAUACUGUUUGUAUUUUGUUUUGUUUAUCUCUUCUUUUCUUUUCUUUUUCACCAUUUUGGACUACAGUAUAUUUUGGGCAAGAGUAAAUGUAUCUUCUUUUUUUUUUGUUCAUGUCUUUUUUUGUCUUUGUCAUAGUAAUUUUUGCUUUUAAAUAUGAAAGCAAACUAACAUUUAUCAUACAUACAUGUACGGUGAGGUCUAAUGGUACUUGUGUUAACAUUCCUUUUUAAAUCACAACAUAAAUUAUAAUUAUAUUUGAGAUAGAGGAAGUAGAACAAAGGUUCUUUUUAAUAUAAUUCUAAUGAAUUGGAGCCUAUAUUGAAAGAUAUUAACAAAAGGAUAUUUACAUAAUGUAUUUUGGAAAUACAGGUAAGGGGAUGAAAGUUGUACAUGUAUUUACACUGCCAUUUUCAUAAAUUGUGUAAAAUUUGGCAAUAUAUAAAUGUUCACAGUAUAUGUAAGCCUUGCAAAUCAGAGGGAGCCAACAUAUUAAUGUACAAAUGAUGACAUUCAGGGAACAAUGUGCAUAAAUGAACACUGGACAUGCUAGAUAUGUAAUUUGUAUGCGGUGUUAAUGAGAUGUUGCAAUAUCUGUAAUUUCACUGCGACAUGUUUUAUUUUUUGUUCGUGAUGAAAAGCCGUGCCUUUCUGAAAAACAAAUCACCUUUUCUGAGGUAGAAGGGCAUCAUGUCACUUAAUUAAUACCUACAUGUAGCUAUUGCACUUCAAGCUUUCAACUAACAAAUUAUUCCCAUGAAUACUUAAGGUAUGAAUGCUAUGUAGAAUAUUAACUAUAUAUUGGGCAUUUGAGAACAUACUAACACUGUAAAUUGAUUUAGAUUUGAUACAUUUUUAUAAAACAUAUCAUUGUUAAAAGGUAUUUCACUGUAGUACACACAACUCACAUACAUUUGUAGAGAAUGUACCCUUGCUAAUGUAUUUUUGUAUGAGCUAUAUGCCAAGGUUCCUCUUCUACACACGUUUUAAAUUCACAACACUUUUAACUCAUUGCUUACAGGAACCUAGUGGUCCCUGUGUUAAGCCUAUGGCAAUAAGAUAAUUCAGUAGCCAAUGAGUUAAGCCUCGUUCAGAUAUGGCGCAGUAUUACCACCAAGCUUGUUUACAUGUAAUUGAAUGGCAAUGCAUGCAACAAAGGACUUCCACAUAUUUGAUUAGCUCUGUGUUAUAAGAUAGAGAAACUUGAAGCAUAUUACACUUACGUCAUUAUUUUUAACAAAAACACUACAUGUCUUGUCUGAACGCACUUUAACUAUGACAUGAGUCAGUUCUCAUUUCUUAAUUGUCACUGUAGAUUUAUUUCAAUAGAUUAUAUGUGUGUUAUGAAUGGCUAAAAAGUGCUUCUUAGACAUAAUACAUCGAAAUGCCUUCUGUGUGUAUUGUAGCGCCAAUCAGUGUAACCCAUGAAUUGUUUCACAAGAGUGUUUUAAGUGCAAGGUCACUUAAUGAAACAUGUGGUAAUUUAAAUAUACACAAUCCAAUCGGAUAUUGGUGAAUUUGUACGUAGGAUAGUUUUGAGAAACGAUGACUAUUACCGGUAGGCUAAAUUUGAUCCAUUCUUAAGAGGAGUGGAAUGAUGACCUGUCUCUUAUUAACUUGAUGAUGUACUGCUUAGCAUAAGGUCAAAAUAUCACCUGGAACUGACUUAAGUACUUCAUAUCUGCAUUUGAAACCAAAAUGGUGAUGUGAUCUUAAUGUAACGAAAGUACUGAUUAAUAAAAGAUAACUCAUGUAGAUUAUACAAA
Molecule: messenger RNA, 5514 nt
Organism: Strongylocentrotus purpuratus (purple sea urchin)
Lineage: Eukaryota; Metazoa; Echinodermata; Echinoidea; Camarodonta; Strongylocentrotidae
Product: V-type proton ATPase 116 kDa subunit a-like
Exons: 21
Coding region: 178-2691 (837 amino acids)
Biological process (GO): vacuolar acidification; proton transmembrane transport
Cellular component (GO): plasma membrane; vacuolar proton-transporting V-type ATPase, V0 domain; vacuolar proton-transporting V-type ATPase complex
Molecular function (GO): ATPase binding; proton-transporting ATPase activity, rotational mechanism
Source: RefSeq, a predicted model, not a curated record